Messenger RNA from Populus nigra (black poplar), 1134 nucleotides. RefSeq names its product acetylajmalan esterase-like. The transcript has 5 exons. Gene Ontology annotation, molecular function: hydrolase activity, acting on ester bonds. The record is from RefSeq and is a predicted model, not a curated record. Lineage: Eukaryota; Viridiplantae; Streptophyta; Magnoliopsida; Malpighiales; Salicaceae. Bases 1 to 1134 code for a protein of 377 amino acids.
AUGGCUAACAGUAAAAUUAUUAUAGCUUCGGUCCUGAUUAGUUUUCUCUUCCUUGUAGCAGUGCUCCCUUAUGCAUCCAAUGCAAAAUCUCUGAAAUCUUGUGGGUUUGAUGCAAUUUAUCAGCUUGGUGAUUCGAUAUCUGACACUGGCAAUUUCAUCCAGGAGAAACCUUCAUCAGUGUAUGCUAGGUUUCCUUAUGGCGAAACUUUUUUCAACAAACCUACCGGCAGAUGCUCAAAUGGGAGGCUGAUGAUUGAUUUUAUCGCAAGUUCAGCAGGUGUUCCAUUUCUUGAUGCUCACUUGAAUCCAAAUGGAACAUUCACUCGCGGCCAUGGAGUGAAUUUUGCAGUUGCUAGCUCGACUGCCUUGCCGGCAGAUAUUCUAUCGAAAAAGAACAUCUUUCCUCCUACUCAUAGUUCUCUUAGUGUACAACUUGACUGGAUGUUCUCUUAUUUCAAUUCAAUUUGUUUCAAUGAGCAAGAUUGUGCUGAAAAACUUAAAAACUCCCUCUUCAUCGUCGGAGAGACUGGAGUCAAUGACUAUACCUAUGCUUUUUUCCAAGGCAAAAUCAUGGAGGAGGUAAAAAACAUGGUGCCUGAUGUUGUUCAAGCAAUCAAAGAUGCCGUGACGAGAGUUAUUGGUUAUGGUGCUAGACGCGUGGUUGUCCCUGGAAAUGUCCCAAUAGGUUGUUUUCCAAUCUAUCUUACUGGAUUUCAGACCAACAAUACCGAUGCCUACGACAAAUUUCACUGCCUGAAAGAACUUAACAACCUCUCUGCUUCCCACAAUGAUCAUCUCAAACAAGCCAUAGAAGAAUUGAAGAAGGAAAACCCUAAUGUGCUCAUUGCAUAUGCUGAUUAUUACAACGCAUUCCAAUGGAUUCUUACCAAAGCUCCAAACCUUGGUUUUGAUGCCAAAUCUGUUCAGAAGGCUUGUUGUGGGACUGGCGGUGAUUAUGGUUUCAAUGCCUUGAAAAUGUGUGGAACUCCUGGUGUGCCAGUUUGCCCUGAACCUGAUCGGUUUAUCAGCUGGGACGGAGUUCAGUUGACCGAAAAGGCAUACCAGUACAUGGCAUUGUGGAUCAUUGAUGACAUCUUACCAAAGCUUCAAUGCCCUGCCGGCCUGAUUCUAUGA